This is a messenger RNA of Crotalus tigris (Tiger rattlesnake), 3040 nucleotides long. RefSeq names its product potassium inwardly rectifying channel subfamily J member 16 (gene KCNJ16). Gene Ontology annotation, biological process: potassium ion import across plasma membrane; regulation of monoatomic ion transmembrane transport. The coding region runs from base 327 to 1625 and encodes 432 amino acids. The record is from RefSeq and is a predicted model, not a curated record. Gene Ontology annotation, molecular function: inward rectifier potassium channel activity. Lineage: Eukaryota; Metazoa; Chordata; Lepidosauria; Squamata; Viperidae. The transcript has 3 exons. Gene Ontology annotation, cellular component: plasma membrane.
ACCUGAUUCUUGAGAUGCCAGCAACGAGCUAAGCAGAUUCCUGGAAUGAGAAUGCUGCUCCAAAUUGGGGUAAAUGUUUAACUGGGAUUUGUGAAUGCUGUGGCUUUCGAACUGGUUUAUUCUUAACCCAGUCUCCGCUUUCUUUAUGGUCACUUUCAUGAUUGCGGGCAUGAAGGAGUGAAGGAAGCACAGGCACUCUGAUGAUUUUUAUUUGCACUACCUGUCGAAUAUUUAAGGUUAUAAAUGAAAAGAGAGGGACAGAUCAACAGAUGAAUGACAUAAUUCAACGUAUCUCCUAAACUUAUUACAAAAUACCAACUCGAAGCAUGGCGGAGCACACCGAUAAACUUAUCAGCAUGGAAGCAAAUAAACUCAAACACUCACAGAGUUACCAGGAAACUACAUCAGUGGGGAUUAAAAGAAUGCAAAAGCGAUUCCUUCAGAAAGAUGGAAGUUGCAAUGUUUACUUCAAACAUAUUUUCGGGGAGUGGGAAAGCUACGUGACUGAUAUUUUCACCACCCUAGUAGAUAUCAAGUGGCGCCAUAUGUUUGUGAUCUUUUCCUUAUCUUACAUUCUAUCCUGGUUAUUGUUUGGCUUAGUUUUUUGGCUCAUUGCACUCCAGCAUGGAGACUUAUUGCCAGAAGAAGAAGUCACCCCCUGUGUAGACAAUGUCAAUAGUUUCACAGGGGCGUUCUUAUUCUCUUUGGAAACCCAAACCACCAUAGGCUAUGGAUUUCGCUGUGUGACCAAUGAGUGUUCUGCAGCAAUCCUGACAGUUGUUCUACAAUCUGUGUUAGGCUGCAUCAUUGACACGUUCAUUAUUGGAGCUGCCUUAGCAAAAAUGGCCACUGCCCGAAAGCGAGCUCAGACUAUCCGCUUUAGCUACUAUGCAACAGUUGGCUUACGAGAUGGUAAACUCUGUCUGAUGUGGCGGAUAGGUGAUUUUCGACCUAAUCAUAUGGUAGAGGGUACCGUAAGAGCUCAGCUCUUGAGGUAUGUGGAAGACAGGGUGAACAGGAUGAUAUUGGAGUACAAAGACUUAAAAUUGCUAAAUGAUCAGAUCAUUCUUGCUACCCCAGUGACCAUUGUCCAUGAAAUUAACCAGGAUAGUCCACUGUAUGAUCUUGACAGGAAAACUCUGGCUAAGGACAAUUUUGAGAUCCUGGUUACGUUUGUUUACACUGGAGAUUCAACAGGAACAUCACAUCAGUCAAGGAGUUCCUAUGUGCCUAGAGAAAUCCUUUGGGGACACAGAUUCAAUGAUGUGCUGCAGCUGAAGAAAAAAUACUACAAAGUAAACUGCCUGCAAUUUGAAGAAACCACUGAGGUUUACGCUCCUUAUUGUAGCGCCAAGCAUUUGGAUAAAAAGGAACAAGAAUACACAAGUUGUGAUAAGACAACAAAUGGAGAACCAGAAAUCUCCUCCUCCUCCUCCUCCUCCUCCUCCUCCUCUUCCUGCUCCUCGGGAAUCAGAAUCAGAUCAUUUAGUGCUGAUGCUUUAAUUAUUCAUUCUGAAGUUUCUGGAGAGUCAAUCAAAAUUUCCAGUCCAGUAAAUACAAUGGAGCUGCCAUAUGACAGAGCUCUGGCAACAUUAAGCAGAAUUUCAAUGGAAUCCCAGAUUUAGCAAUCAAUGACUUUUGCAGAACUAUAUAACUAACUAUAAUAGCUAUCACGUUCACUUAAAUACUAGUGGUCCUGAUCCUCAAAUGAAAGAAGAGAUUUACUGACAAAAUGUUAAGAUUGCAUUCUGACAUUCCUUUUAAUAUAUAACUAGCUGUUAACAGUUAUCUUUUUCACAAAUUAUUACAUUCUGCAUAGUGACACUGAAAGUUGUUUAUUGAAAAUUCAAACUUAUCACUGAAUUCACAAAGAGAUAAUUAUUUGAAAAAAAUUAUCACAUAUUAUUCUACAAUUUAGAUAUCUUUUGGAAUUGAUCUAAGUUUAUAUAAUUUUGGAGAUUGACAAGAUGGUUAUUUGUAUCUUGUAGCAAAAUUAAUCCUAACCUUUGUUUCUUUGUAAAUUGUUAGACUUUCUUCAAUGUAUACAUUUUCUUUUCUUGUUUAAAAUUACAGAUUAAAAAAAUGACUUUUUUGGAAAUGAAAAUACUAAGGAUACGUGUAAACCAUGAGGAGAAAAUACUGAUUUCACAGAAAAAUGAAAAACAAGUAAUUAAUUUUGCCAAAAGCACCUUAUAUAUUGCACUUUACAUUAAUAACUUAACUGUUACUGAUCUGAUAUGGGGAUAUAAGAUCAAAUGUAAUCAAGUCUACAUUUGUAGUAUUUUCAAACAGCAGUUUUUAAGUCAUUCAAUAUUUCUGUAGAAAAUAUUAAAAAUUGGUUCUGCCUAUCUGAAUUUUAUAUGGUACAUUAAUGCUAAACAUGAUUUUUAAAAUUAAUAUAUAAAUAUUUUUUCCUCAGUAGUUGAGACCAUCUAUUAUUUUACUUUUCAUUUUCAAGUACUUAACUAGAUCAGGCAUUUUGUUUUCUUUUUCUAUUUUGCAACCUCAGCAAAUGAUCUAUAAACCAGACCAACCAGUUCCUUUAAGUAUAGGUUGAUGGCUCUUAAUUUCCAUUACAACUAUCCUUAAACUUGCUCUUGAAAACCUGGCUUGUGACAAGACCCCAUUGGCUAAUCAGUUUGCUGAAGAACUAAAACAUACUUACUGAGCUACAACUGUGUAUUUUUCAAUUAGUAGGUCACAGAUUUUUCUGGGCAAACAUCAGAUGUGGUGUUGGAGACACAUGAGAAUAAUUGUUUAUGACUACCUUUCCCUUAAAAGUGUUUAAAUGUGAGUGGAAAACUGAAAAUGUGGGCCACUGAUAUCCUUUGCAGUAGUUACGGAUUUUGUUCUUUUUUAACUGAAAGUAGCAACUAUUGUAAAAUGAGAAAAAAAAUCAGCACUAAUUUAUUCUUAGAAGAUCAGUUUCACUGAACCUAUUGAUGCAAUAGAGCUUUUGAAUAAAAUAGACAUAUUAAGGGUUGGUUGUACCUAUUUUAUUACCUCUUAGUUACAAAAAAAAAAAAAAACAAAAGAAAAA